UAAGCAAAGACUUAUGGGAUAGAAACUAUUCAGAUCUCCAUUGGCGAUGAGAUCACAACAUGCUGAUAAAUGUUAACAAAUCUUAAAAGGAUUUAAACGUUCCAAAGAAAAGUGGAUACACCAUCUACAUUAAUCACAAUGGCUUCAAAACAUGGGACAUCAUGGAAAGAUUCUGUGUCAAAUGCAGGUGAUGAGAUUCACGACUUUUCCUGUUCUGUGUGCAAAGAUGACAAUCUCAACAUAGAGGCCGAGUAUUUCUGUGGGGACUGCUCUAAAUAUUACUGUGACACGUGCCUGACCUUCCAUGCCAAACUACUUAAGCAUCAUGUUGUAUUGGGCCGUAAGGAUGUGGACAUGUGGGUGGGGCAAGGUGAUGCCCUGGUAGCGUGCGCCCUUCACCCUCCGAAGGUCAUAGAACUGCUGUGUGAGGAUCAUGAUGAGCUCUGUUGUCACCUCUGUGUGUCACUGAACCACAGGAUGUGCAGAAGCAUCAGCUUGAUAUCUGAUCUGGCCAAGGGCAUACAUAAGAUGGCCAAUUUCAAGCAGCUUCCAGCCAAUGUUACCAAGGUAACAGACAGAUUGAACCAGGUAAAUGAGGCCAGAAAGAAAAAUCAGAACUCCCUCAAUACAUCAGGCAAGUCCAUACUGACACAGAUCAAGAAUCUGAGGUCAUCACUGAACGAGAUGCUUGAUGAGCUGGAGAAAAUGACAGUGGAACAGAUUGACAGUGUCCUGGCUGACCUUGAUGGGUCAUUACAGAAGGACAUUGACCACUGUGACCUGCUACAUGACCAACUUAAGGCCUUACUGGACACAGUCCAAGCCCAGGGCAAGGAGUCCAGCUCCUACAUUGGCUUUAAGAAAUGCAAGGACACGAUGGAAGAGGCCAACAGACUUCUCCAUGAGAUAGAAAACAAACAAGAGGCAACCAUCACUUUCCAGCCUGACACACGCGCUCAACAAUUGCUGUCUGACUUGAAGGCACUAGGAAACAUCCAGGUGUAUUCUGAUCCACAGUUUCAACAAUCAAGUGGAAAAAUCCAUCAGUCCUCUAUUAAAUCCAAGGUUUUCAAGUUGAAGGAAAAGAAAACAUAUGCAGUGAAUAUAAAGAAAGACAAAUUGACUUGUUAUAUUACUGGUAUGACAGAACUUCCAGGUGGAGAGAUUGUUUUGGCGGACUUUUACAAUCUCAGAGUAAAGGUAUUAGACAGUAAAUACAAGCUGACAUCCUACUGUGAUAUCCCUGAGUCUCCAGAAGACAUCUGCCACAUCUCAGACCAUCAAGUGGCUGUAGCUGUUGACAAUGUGACUGACAGGCAUGAGAUCAACUUUCUCACUGUGUCUGCUGACACCAUCAAGAUGACCAGGAAGCUCUCAGUUGACCAUUUAUGUAUCUCCAUCAAGCACCAUGAGGGCAAGCUGUAUGUGGGCUCCCUUACCGCCCUGUAUCUAUACACAACAGAUGGAAGCCUGGUCAACAAAAUAUACGAGGACACAUCUGGGAAAUGUACAGUGAAAGCAUUUGCCUUGAGCACAGAUGGCAGCAAGUUAUACGUUCCAGCUUCCAGCAAAAACAAGAUUGUCACCUUUGACAUAUCAGGCAACAUUCUGGCUACACUGAAUGACCCUGACUUUCACUGGCCUUGCAGAGUACAUGUGAGUGUGGCUGGACAUGUGUUUGUGUGCUCACAUAAAUCCCAUACAGUGGUGCAGAUUGACCAUGAAGGCAGGAAGAAGCUGGCCACACUGGUCAGGGAGGGAGAUGGCAUCAACAAACCAAGGGCAGUUUUGCACAGCACCCACACUGGUAGGCUCAUCGUAGGGGGAGAACAAAAUGACAUUCUGGUGAUGGAACUACAGGAAUAAUUAGUGGUUAAUCAAGGAUAUAGAGUGAAUAAAGAUGAACAUUAACAAGUUGUGAAAAGUGUUUUUGAUUGGCAUCUGUAAUUUUGUAUCAUUAAUAUGUUUGUAUAAUCUUUGACAAAGACCCUAAUACAUGUACAAAACAGUUAUGUUAAAUACUAAGUUUCUUGAAAUAGUAUUUUUGUGCACAACUCUAUUGAAUAAACAUAACCAUGUUUGCUUUGUAAUAAAUGCAUUAAAGGUCAAUUACAUUUGUUUCAACCACAAGAUAUUGAAAUACUUUCAUGUAUAUACUCCUUUAGUGUGUAAAAUCAUAGCAAUUCUAUUUAUAGAAAUGUUAUUUACUUGCCAUCAUGAAAUAUAUUGUUUCAUACACUUUUCAACAGGCCUGAUAACUUGUGAUUUGACAUUUCAAAUAUAAAGCACUGCAAAUUGUACAUUUUCUUAAGCAACAUUCAUGGUAAUUAUUUCUAUAAAUCAUCAAAUUACCUAAUCAUCAAGACUGAUUUUAUCAAUUUUCAUAAAGUUGUUAAAUUAUAAACAAAUGUAUCAAAUGACAACACAAGAACAAUUCUUUGUGACAUAAACUAUAAACUGUUGUAAA
Messenger RNA from Mya arenaria, 2467 nucleotides. RefSeq lists its product as uncharacterized. The record is from RefSeq and is a predicted model, not a curated record. Gene Ontology annotation, molecular function: zinc ion binding. Lineage: Eukaryota; Metazoa; Mollusca; Bivalvia; Myida; Myidae. The transcript has 2 exons. Bases 139 to 1866 code for a protein of 575 amino acids.